Messenger RNA from Nothoprocta perdicaria, 1027 nucleotides. RefSeq lists its product as uncharacterized. The record is from RefSeq and is a predicted model, not a curated record. The transcript has 7 exons. NCBI's taxonomy places the organism in Eukaryota, Metazoa, Chordata, Aves, Tinamiformes, Tinamidae. The coding region runs from base 266 to 1027 and encodes 253 amino acids.
GCAGCAGAGGGUGAGACUGAUUUCCAGCCCAGCAUUGCAUCCCAUCUCAGCAGAAUCCACGGCACAGUCCGACAGCCCAGCUGUGUCAGAGAGCAGUGUGUGCUGUGUCUUCCUAAAGGAGAAACAAGCCAAGGACUAUGAGGACUUUUCUACAAAGAGCAGGGAACGGUUGGUACAACACCAGAAACGGGCAGAGGAGGCUCCGGGCUCGGAGCAGUCACUCGGUGCACAAACUCCUGAUGUUUCUGAAGCAGUGGACAAAAAAAUGACCACUGGUCAAAACACAACCUUGCUCUUGAUGGUUAAGGAUCACAAAAACACAGAGUUUAAUGCUCAAGAUCAUGUUUUCUUACAUCUGGAACAUGCAAAUUCAGCUAGAAUAGAUGAGGCUAUAUCUGUACCCAUUCCAGGAGGAGGCAAAAAAUACGCAUUUCCGGAAUCUAUGCUGGAGAAAGAGGCAUUUAUUUCAAGCCCAAAGCUAGAUCAUAAGAACAAUGAAGAUAYUAAUCCGUGUGAAGGGAAGUUUCCCGUGAAAGGCUUGGGGAUGCUUUCUACAUUGUGUAACUUAUGCCUGGUUCAGGCAGAAAAUACUCUUCAAGAAACAGGUGACAGCACAUCACCCAUGGAGGAAGGUCUGCAGGAUGAUUCUCUGACAGUGGAGAAGGUCCACAGGAGGCAGAUGAGUCAUGAAGCUCGAGAAGAGCAGGACUUCAGUCCAUUUCAGGUUGGAAGAGGCMAGAAGCCCAACUUGUCUCUGGCAGGUGGGAGUGCCAAGUCGGACUCUUCCCUUGCAGAUUUUCAGAAAGUGUCUGCAAUAUGGAUUGACAUCUCAGAAAGCUCCAUUUCAGAUUCCGAAUUAGAGGUGAAGAAUGGAGAGGAYACAGAUAUCAGUAUCCCAGAAGAGUUUGCCUAUGAUAAUGCUGCGGUGUUCCCUGACACUGAAACACACACCCUAAUAGCAAUAAGUGCCAGAAAAGAGGUGCUACCGGAUCUCUACACAGCAGAAUUCCAGUUCUACAACCAGUAG